Molecule: messenger RNA, 663 nt
Organism: Monosiga brevicollis MX1
Lineage: Eukaryota; Choanoflagellata; Craspedida; Salpingoecidae
Exons: 1
Biological process (GO): alternative respiration
Cellular component (GO): mitochondrion
Molecular function (GO): alternative oxidase activity
Source: RefSeq, a predicted model, not a curated record
GUGCAGCAAACACAUAUUGAACCCAAGGACCUUUCUGAUCGCGUGGCCCUAACGGCCAUUCGCAUCAUCCGCAAGGGGUUCGACUUUUUCAGCGGCUACAUGUUUGGCCCCAUCAACGAGACCAAAUUUCUGCGUCGUGCCAUCUUCCUCGAAACAGUCGCGGGCAUUCCUGGCAUGGUGGCGGGCUCCUUGCGUCAUCUUCGCUCCCUGCGUGGCAUGCAACGUGACAACGGCUGGAUCCACACUCUUCUUGAAGAAGCCGAAAACGAGCGCAUGCACCUUCUCACCUUCACCAAGGUCAAGCAACCUGGCAUCAUCUUCCGCAGCAUGGUCCUCGCCGCUCAAGGCAUCAUGUGGAACGCCUACUUUGUUGCCUACCUCGUUUCCCCCCGCACCUGCCACCGCUUCAUUGGCUACCUUGAAGAAGAGGCCGUCAAGACUUACAGUCAUGCCAUUGAGGCUCUGGACAAGGGCAUGAUGCCCACCUGGAAUAACAAGGAGGCUCCCGAGAUUGCCAAAACCUACUGGGGCCUGGCUGAUGAUGCUCUCAUGCGUGAUGUCCUCCUCGCCGUGCGUGCCGACGAAGCCAACCAUCGCGACGUGAAUCACACGCUCAGUACCCUCAAAACGGAUGCCACCAAUCCUUACGUCAACCUCAAGUGA